Molecule: messenger RNA, 2025 nt
Organism: Clonostachys rhizophaga
Lineage: Eukaryota; Fungi; Ascomycota; Sordariomycetes; Hypocreales; Bionectriaceae
Source: the annotation of a GenBank genome assembly
AUGACUAAAGGUCUCGGCCUGCGCCAGUAUUGUGCGUGUGUCCGAUGCCGAGGGCGCAAAAUCAAGUGUGAUCUUCAGAGUGUAGGGGAACCGGGUAAGCCGCCCUGCGCCAAGUGUGCGCGUGAGGGCGCAGAGUGUGUUCUCGCUCAGUCCCGACGGGGUGGUAACUAUUCCCACCUUCGUGGAUCACGCCAAAAAGCACCAAACAAAUCUGUACCGGAACCUACGGCCUUCACACCAUCAAGUGACCACGUCUCACCGCAUCAGCACAAACCUGGUGAUCAUGAUAGUUUACAGAACCCUUCUGAUGCCCUACUUAUCCUCGCUCAUGCAGCCGAACAGCCAGAUGAACAGAUUGGAGGCGAGACUGCCGCAAUUGAAGCAACUUACCUUGGCGAAGUCCUAUCAUCGGCAUCUCAACCAUCUGCUAGGGCUGGGAGAGCAGCCAGAAACACUAAACAGGUUGCGACCUUAUCAACAUUAAAUGAGCCAGAUCAUUCCACCGCUGAGCAUUAUGGCCCUAUCCAAGACGGCUCUCUGGACCUGGCAACAAUUGCGAAGCUUGUUCGGCAUUAUGCAGGAAAUUACCACCAAUUUCUCCCCAUCUGCCCAGUGUCCACUUUACGAAUUGAAAACCUCCUUCAUACAAUUGAGCAUGAACCUUUCCUUUUAACUGCCAUUCUUGUGGUAGCCUCGCAGAGUCAACUGGACUUUGCGAGUGUACAUGAGUCAAUCUGGAAGUAUAUGAAACAGCUGAUCUUGGAUGUGGUCCUUGGAGCGGCUGGUGCACGCAGUGUUGGAUGUGUCGAAGGUCUGUUGCUUCUUGGAGAGUGGACAAUGCAGGAUCAGACCAAAGAUGGUGGAGAAGGGGCUGCUUGGUCAGUUCUAGGGCUGGCUGUACGGACAGCAUAUCUCCUUCGAUUGGAAGAUAGCUCUUUCAAGACUCCCGGAGAAGAGAAUGACGCCAGCCUUUUGCGGAACCGCCUGGCUUGGACGUUCACAUAUCUUUCUGACCGUCAAAUAUCAAUCCGGAUGGGACAGGCAUUCUGGUGCAGAGGGCCAGCUCUCUCCACAAGAUUCACAGCCCAAGACUUCCCGACCCUCCAGGCCAAACAAGCCGGCGACGAAGACUUCGCUUCCUUGGUACAGGCUCAGGUAGAGCUAACCACGUUGUUUGGCAAUGCGCACGACAUUUUGUUUGCUUCAAGGUCACGCACUGCUGAAUUGAUGAUGCGCGGGGACUACUCCAAAUACGUUGAUGACACUGCUCGAGCAAUGGCGGCGUGGCAACGCAUUUGGGGGUCAAUAUCAGUCUCGUCUCAUCUCACUAGCUGCCUGUCCUUGACGUAUGAAUACCUUCGCCUCUACGUCAAUGCGUUCGCUUUCCAAGCUGUCCUGUAUCGCACAUCAGUGAUGAGAAGCCCUGAUCAACAGACCACCACAGAUUCUUCACGCGCGUCGAUGAUGUUUCCAGACUCAACAAUGGCAUCUCCGGAUGCGAGACCGAUAUACGAGGCGAUUGAUGCUGCGGAGAAAAUGCUCAAAAUUGUGACCGAGGAAAUAAACCCUGAGAAACACCUUCGCUACAUGCCAGCACGUUUCUAUCUAUAUGAGAUCCACUCUUCUGUAUUCCUAUAUAAAGCCCAUGCUGUUGGCGCCAUUCCGACCGAGAAAUUCAGCGAAAUGACAGAGCUCAUGUGUAAAUUUAUUACUACCCUCAAGUCUGUGGCCAUUGAUGAGGAACAUAUCGCCUCAAAAUUCGCAAAGCUGUUGGAUCGGCUUUGGUUUCGUCGAGUCAACACCUCUGCGCCGGGGAGCCAUUUGCAGUCCGCCAUUGUAAACGAUCGACUAAAUGGGGCGGAUAUACCUGGCUUAAUGGGUUCAGAUCUUGCCGGCGGGCAAAUCCUUCAAUACGACGAGCUGGUCUUGCCAGAAUUCGAUUGUGCAGACCCUAUAGAUGCUCUUUUUGCUAUGCCUCCAGUGUUCCCAAUGGACCAAGCCGGCUUCUUCGGGUAUGGAACCUAG